AAUCCGCCAUGAAUAAAACAAAUGCAUUGCUAAAUUAAAUCUUUACUAUUGUUACUGAUCACAAGUAAGAGUAACACAUAAAUCGAUAAGAGAGAGUAAAAAUUGAAGCAAAUUCAAACUCUACUAAUAAGAAAUUAAAUCAAGUAGAGUUGAGAGGGAGAGGGAGAGCGACAUAGCAACUAAAUGAGAAGCCGGUCGUCGAAAGUCUCCGGUGGGGAGAAGGCGAAGGCCGGGCUGAAGAAGGGGCCGUGGACGGAGGAGGAGGACGAGCUGCUGAGGAACUGCUUAAAGAGAGAGGGCGAGGGGGGUUGGCGGACUUUGCCGCAGAAGGCGGGGCUCCUCCGCUGCAGUAAGAGCUGCCGCCUCCGUUGGAUGAACUACCUCCGCCCCACCGUCAAGCGCGGCCACAUCUCCCCCGACGAGGACGAUCUCAUCCUCCGCCUCCACCACCUCCUCGCCAAUAGGUGGUCAUUAAUAGCUGGAAGAAUUCCCGGGCGUACUGACGACGAGAUUAAGAACUAUUGGAACACUCGUCUAAGCAAGAAGCUAAUUAGUCAAGGAAUUGAUCCCAGAACUCACCAACCCUUCAACCCCAGUCCCUCCAUUAAUUACUCACCAACCUUUCAACCCUAAUCCCCCAUUAAUCACCAACCUUUCAACCUUAAUCGCUCCAUUAAUCAUAACAAUUCAUUUAGCAACCCUAAUCCAUCCAUUAAUCCUAACCAUAAACUUUACAACCCUAAUCCUUCCAUCAAUCAUAGCCAUUCACGUAACAACCCUAAUCCCUCCAUUAAUCAUAACCACAAUCCAUCCAUUAAUCACAACCAUUCACUAAAAAGCCCUAAUCUCUCCAUUAAUCCUAACCAUUCACUUGACAACCCUAAUCUUCCCGUUAAUCCUGACCAUCCACUUAACAACCCUAAUCCCCUAAUAAUCAUAACCAUCCACUAAUUAACAACCCCAAUCCCUCCAUUAAUCAUAACCAUGCACUCAAUCAAGAUAGAGAUGAAGGAAUGCUAGACUGCUUCGACGACGACUCUUUCUCUUCAUUCUUGAACUCCUUCAUGAAUGAUGAAAUGUUCAUAAGCAGCAGCCACCAGCAGUAAUAUCAAUCCUCUUUUUAGUUUCUACUCCAUAUAUUAAAAUAAUGUUCAGAACUUGUUUUUUUAAUGGAGUAAUAAUUAGCUAUAUGCAUG
This is a messenger RNA of Salvia splendens (bonfire salvia), 1196 nucleotides long. RefSeq names its product transcription repressor MYB5. Bases 184 to 633 code for a protein of 149 amino acids. The record is from RefSeq and is a predicted model, not a curated record. The transcript has 2 exons. NCBI's taxonomy places the organism in Eukaryota, Viridiplantae, Streptophyta, Magnoliopsida, Lamiales, Lamiaceae.